Molecule: messenger RNA, 694 nt
Organism: Pararge aegeria (speckled wood butterfly)
Lineage: Eukaryota; Metazoa; Arthropoda; Insecta; Lepidoptera; Nymphalidae
Exons: 3
Coding region: 70-348 (92 amino acids)
Source: RefSeq, a predicted model, not a curated record
CCUCUCUCUUCUGGGUUCCGAUAACCAAUUUUACUCAAUUGAACAUUUUCAUAGAACUAACACUUAAGAAUGAGGGUUUUUAUCUACUGGCUAGCGAUGCUCUUAAUCCUUCACACCUGUAACUCCUACAUCCUGCUAUCCGCCAACAUGGAAGACGUCCGCGCACUGGCCCAACAGCUGGCCGCCUCUCCCGUGGUGGACCAGGUCAAGAAAAUAUGGCGCCGCGCCUCCACGCAGUUCAAGAGGGAACUGAACCGAAACUCCCGCAGGCGAGGCAUGGAAACAGCUGGGGAAGGUAAGGAUGUAUCGGGUAUUUGCUCCUACAUCAACGGGAAUGGCAUGGCUUAAUAUUAAAAAAAAACACAUGUGGCACUCGGGGACUGCCGCGGUGAAGCUAGCAUUUUUUAUCAACUUAUGCAAUUAUAAUUAUUUUUUUAUUUUAAUAAUUAAAGAUUUUUCUUUGAUAUUAUUAUCUUCAAUAGAAGUCGUUUUAAAUGUGGUACUAAGUUCAUAAGGUACUAAGAAGAUAAAACUUAAAAAUAAAACUAAAGUUUCAAAGUACAUAACGAUAAAGUUACUUGCAAUAAUGGUAAGUAUACCUAAUAAACCGUAUCUAUGUAGAAUUUGUUUGUAAAUAUUCAAUCUAACAAAAUUAAUCUCUAAAUGUAUCGCAUUAUGAUUUAUAAUAAAAAAA